This is a messenger RNA of Knipowitschia caucasica, 486 nucleotides long. Lineage: Eukaryota; Metazoa; Chordata; Actinopteri; Gobiiformes; Gobiidae. The record is from the annotation of a GenBank genome assembly.
AUGGACAAGGCUUUUGAUAUGGCCAAAGAUGCUCUGGAAAAUGGAGAGGUUCCUGUUGGUUGUCUUUUAGUGUACAACGAUGACAUAAUUGGGAAAGGAAGAAAUGAAGUUAACCAAACCAAAAAUGCCACUCGUCACGCAGAACUAGUGGCUCUGGAUGAACUCAGAGACUGGUGUGAAGUCAGAAAUGUGGAAGUGAAAACCGUGUGUGAGAGAACAGUGCUGUACGUCACAGUGGAGCCAUGUAUCAUGUGUGCUGCUGCGUUGAGGCUCUUCAAUAUCCCUGUGGUAGUUUAUGGCUGUAACAACGACAGGUUUGGAGGUUGUGGUUCAGUUUUGGACAUUUCUUCUGCAGAUUUACCACAAACUGGAACCAUGUUUAAGUGUGUUGCUGGACACAGAGCUGAAGAAGCAGUGGAAAUGUUGAAGACAUUUUACAAACAGGAAAAUCCAAAUGCUCCAAAUCCCAAGACCAGAAAGCAGUAG